AUGACAGGUAGUCGGAAUAACGAAAUUAAUCCGGAAGUGACGGUACACGGCGAGGGUGGAAAACACACGGUUCAUUGGUUUCGCAAAGGGCUCCGGCUACACGAUAAUCCUUCGUUAAGGGAAGGUCUCGCCGGAGCUUCCACUUUCCGUUGUGUUUUCGUUUUGGAUCCCUGGUUCGCUGGAAGUACCAACGUUGGUAUCAAUAAAUGGAGAUUCUUGCUACAGUGCUUAGAAGAUCUCGACUGUUCCUUGAGAAAAUUAAACUCUAGAUUAUUCGUGAUACGAGGACAACCAGCGGACGCCUUGCCGAAAUUGUUUAAAGAAUGGGGUACCACGAAUCUGACUUUCGAGGAAGAUCCAGAGCCGUUCGGACGUGUACGAGAUCAUAAUAUCUCAGCACUCUGUAAGGAGCUUGGUAUCUCCGUGGUCCAGAAAGUCUCGCAUACUCUCUACAAGUUGGACGAAAUCAUCGAGAGGAACGGAGGGAAGCCACCUCUGACUUAUCAUCAAUUUCAAACUGUCGUUGCCAGUAUGGAUCCUCCGGAACCACCAGUGCCAACUGUUACUUCCGCUUGUGUUGGUUCAGCUUACACACCAUUGAAAGAGGAUCACGAUGAUCAUUACGGUGUUCCAACGCUAGAAGAACUUGGCUUCGAUACGGAGGGACUCCUUCCACCUGUAUGGGUUGGCGGUGAGAGCGAAGCUCUAGCACGAUUAGAGCGACAUCUCGAGAGAAAAGCUUGGGUAGCCAGUUUUGGAAGACCAAAAAUGACUCCACAAUCAUUGUUACCCAGUCAAACAGGUCUUUCACCGUAUUUACGAUUCGGAUGUUUAAGUACCCGAUUAUUUUAUUACCAGCUCACAGAUCUUUAUAAAAAGAUAAAAAAAGCUGUACCACCACUUUCAUUGCACGGACAACUUUUAUGGCGCGAAUUCUUUUACUGCGCUGCAACGAAGAAUCCAAAUUUCGAUCGAAUGCAGGGUAAUCCAAUUUGUGUGCAAAUUCCGUGGGACAAGAAUGUCGAGGCACUUGCCAAAUGGGCAAAUGGUCAAACAGGAUUUCCUUGGAUCGAUGCGAUUAUGACCCAAUUAAGAGAAGAAGGCUGGAUACAUCACUUAGCUAGACACGCGGUUGCUUGUUUCUUAACUAGAGGCGACCUUUGGAUCUCCUGGGAGGAAGGAAUGAAGGUAUUCGACGAGCUACUACUGGACGCUGACUGGUCAGUAAAUGCAGGAAUGUGGAUGUGGUUAUCGUGUAGCUCAUUUUUUCAGCAAUUCUUUCAUUGCUAUUGUCCAGUGAGAUUCGGUAGGAAAGCCGAUCCAAAUGGCGAUUAUAUUAGACGAUAUUUACCGGUUUUGAAAAAUUUCCCCACGAGAUACAUUCACGAACCAUGGAAUGCACCGCUUAGCAUACAACGUGCUGCCAAAUGUAUCAUUGGCAAAGAGUACUCGUUACCGAUGGUGAACCAUAGUAAGAGCUCCAGGAUUAACAUUGAAAGAAUGAAGCAAGUUUAUCAGCAGUUGAACAAGUAUCGCGGUAACGGAGCCGCCCUUAAAGGAGAGACUGUUGGUUUGUUAAAUACAUUACCACCUCCACCAGUAAAAGUGAAUGAGGAAGAAAAGAAGACAAAACAAUCACCACCACCUUCAGAAGAUCAACCAAAAAUGGAGUCUCUUACCAAGACGACGCAUCAGCAGCAGCAUCAUCAUUAACAUCAAUAGUGGCAUUACAACACCGACGUCAUAGAAACAAUAAUACGAUAACCUGAAGGAUUGAAAUUUUUAUUAUUUUCAAUUUCUAUUUAAUUCAUACUUGUUUAUUCAUUAUUAUAUCGAUAAGAUCGAGUUUCGAAAUCACUAUAGAUCACUGAGCUUCAUUGAAAUCAUUUUAACCCCAAUUUAUUAUAAUGCCUAUAAUUAUUUCGAAUGGUUUGAAAAAUGAUCAUCGAUGAAGGCGAAUUUAAAAAUACAUUUCAUAUUAAAAAAUGCAAUGUUCGCACUGAGACAGAAAAAGUAACGAUGACGCGGAUUUUAUAAUUUUUAU
Molecule: messenger RNA, 2044 nt
Organism: Eufriesea mexicana
Lineage: Eukaryota; Metazoa; Arthropoda; Insecta; Hymenoptera; Apidae
Gene: phr6-4
Product: (6-4)-photolyase
Exons: 10
Coding region: 1-1713 (570 amino acids)
Biological process (GO): entrainment of circadian clock by photoperiod; negative regulation of DNA-templated transcription; circadian regulation of gene expression
Cellular component (GO): nucleus; cytoplasm
Molecular function (GO): FAD binding; DNA binding
Source: RefSeq, a predicted model, not a curated record